Messenger RNA from Aspergillus japonicus CBS 114.51, 1670 nucleotides. Its product is annotated as cytochrome P450. The transcript is spliced from 8 exons. The record is from RefSeq and is a predicted model, not a curated record. Bases 1 to 1542 code for a protein of 513 amino acids. Gene Ontology annotation, molecular function: heme binding; iron ion binding; oxidoreductase activity, acting on paired donors, with incorporation or reduction of molecular oxygen. Lineage: Eukaryota; Fungi; Ascomycota; Eurotiomycetes; Eurotiales; Aspergillaceae.
AUGUGGUCCUUUUCCUCGACCCUCGAUCAGGUCUCAUUCAAGACAUACUUGGUGAUCGGAGGUACAAUCGUCACCUCCUAUGCACUUUGUCGCACCAUCUACCUUCUUUGCUUCCACCCGCUAGCCAAUUACCCUGGGCCAAGACUCGCUGCGGUAUCAAACUUGUGGUACGCCUAUCACUGGCUCUCUGGCCGGUAUCCUUGGGCCAUUGAAAGAGUCCUGGAGGAAUAUGGUGAUGUUGUUCGAAUCGCCCCCAAUGAACUGGUGUUCAUGAAGCCCGAGGCGCAAGUAGAUAUUCUUAUGAGUGGGACCAAGAACAGGCCCACGUUUAUCAAAACCGACUUCCAGCACAUCGGUGGCAAACAUGCCGGAAUCGCAGCGGAUCCGGACGUCGAGAAGCACCGGGCUGUCCGAAAGAUGCUGGCACCUGCUUUCAAUCCCCGCGCAUUGAAAGAGCAGGAGCCAGCCCUGCAUGAGCAUAUUGACCGCUUCAUCCAGCGGCUGAGAGAGCUGGGCACUGCCGAACGGGGAGUGGACAUGAGAGAUUGGUUUGACUGGCUCGCUUGUGACAUUGCCGGCGAUAUGGGUUAUGGCCAUAACUUCCACAAUGUCCGAGAUGGCAAAGCGCAUCUCUUUCUGCAGGCAUUUCGAGGCAUCGGGCUCUGGGGCACUCUCAACCAAGUCAUGCGACGAUUUCCUCUGCUUCACCCCUUAGUCUUUCUUGCACUCCCGCCGCGCAUGGCCGCCAUUCUACCGACCUUGCUGAAGACCAACAAGCAAAUCGUGCGAGACCGGGUGAACAAUCGCGAUAGUCUGAAGCACCCUGACUAUUUUUCUUUGCUACUUCCGAAGAACAAACCCGUCCCAGAGCAAGACUUCCUCGUCGCGCAAGCGAACCAUCUCAUUGUUGGUGGAUUUGAUCCUGACACAAACCUGUUUACUGCUGCAAUUUUCUUCCUCUCCGAACAUCGGGACACUCUCCAGAAACUGCAGACCGAGAUUCGGGAUACUUUUGCCACAUACCAGGAGAUUCAGAACGAAGCGGUGCAGGGGCUUCCCUGGCUCCAUGCGGUGAUCGAGGAAACGCUGCGACUUCACACCAACGGAGCAUUUGGACUUCCUCGCAUCAGUCCUGGGGACACGGUGGAUGGCCACUAUAUUCCAGCCGGGUGCGUGGUGCAGACGGCGGGCUUUGCAGUCACGCACUCGGCGCGGUACUUUCAAAAGCCUCGGGAGUUCCAUCCUGAGCGAUUUCUGCCUCCAAGCCAUCCGGAUUAUGACCGUCUCUUUGAUGCGGACGUCAAGAGCGCAUUCAAGCCUUUCAGCAUGGGCCCACGCGGAUGCAUCGGACAGAACAUGGGAUACAUGCAGGCCCGGAUUCUCUUGGCCAAGAUGAUCUGGGAAUUUGACUGGGAGCUGUUAAAUCAAGGGGAAGUGAACUGGGAGCGGGACUUGCACCUGUACGCCAUCUGGGAAAAGCCACCGGUAAUUGUCCGAUACACUCCGGUCUCCAGACCCAGCGCUGGGGAGUCGAUGACUUAGAGCCAUUGGUCGUGGAAGCAUGUCAUUGUAUAAGACCAUCUAUCUCAAAUGACCCACUGCCGAUGUACUCAUGCGGAAUCAGGAAACUUUUACUGAAGUCCAUUCCAUAUGCGCACGCAAAGGAGGAG